AUGAGUUUCAUACCAACAGGAAUUGUAGAACAUCAACAUAGACGUCUGAACCCUUUAACGGGUCAAUGGAUUUUAGUGUGUCCCCAUCGUAUGCUGAGGCCUUGGUCGGGACAGCAAGAAUCAGCCCAGAAGAAUGAUUUACCCGAGUUUGAUCCUAGUAAUCCAUUGUGUCCUGGAGUCACUAGGCCGAAUGGUGUGAAAAAUCCCAACUAUGAAAGCACAUUUGUUUUUACAAAUGAUUUCCCGGCUUUAUUGGAAAAUAUUCCGGCACCACCGGAAAGCGAUGAUCCUCUGUUUCAAGCCGCUGCUGCAAGAGGAACAUGUCGUGUUAUGUGUUUCCAUCCAAAGUCCAAUCUAACCUUACCGUUGAUGACACCAUUGGAAAUAGGAGUGGUAAUCGACGAAUGGAUAAAUCAAUACAACGAAUUGAGUGCAAAAUACACAUGGGUGCAGAUUUUCGAGAACAAAGGUGCUGCUAUGGGUUGCUCCAACCCCCAUCCCCAUUGUCAGAUUUGGGCUUGUUCAUUUUUGCCAUCAGAGCCAUCGGUUAAAAAUGAUAACCUCAAAAAAUAUUAUCUGAAAUACAAAAGACCAAUGCUUAGCGAUUACGCAGCCAAAGAAGUGCUACGUAAAGAGCGAAUCGUUAUUGACAAUCCAGAUUGGUUGGUGGUGGUGCCAUAUUGGGCUGCAUGGCCAUUUGAAACAAUGAUUAUAUCGCGUAACAACAACAAACGCAUCAACGACUUAACCGAACAGCAAAAAAAGAAUUUGGCUUUGGCCAUUAAACAGCUGACGACCAAAUAUGAUAAUUUGUUUAAAUGUUCUUUUCCAUAUUCCAUGGGUUUCCAUGGUGCCCCAACUGGUGAUAUGUUAGCAGAGGAUGCAAGUCAUUGGACUUUACAUGCAAUUUACUAUCCACCACUGUUGAGAUCUGCCACAGUUAGAAAAUUUAUGGUUGGUUUUGAAUUGCUAUGUCAAUCCCAGAGAGAUUUAACGGCGGAACAAGCAGCUCAGCGAUUACGAGAGUUAGAUGGAGAGAAACACUAUUUGAAGGAGUAA
Musca vetustissima is the source of this 1059-nucleotide messenger RNA. It is a transcript of the gene Galt, whose product is annotated as probable galactose-1-phosphate uridylyltransferase. The record is from RefSeq and is a predicted model, not a curated record. NCBI's taxonomy places the organism in Eukaryota, Metazoa, Arthropoda, Insecta, Diptera, Muscidae. Gene Ontology annotation, molecular function: UDP-glucose:hexose-1-phosphate uridylyltransferase activity; zinc ion binding. Gene Ontology annotation, biological process: beta-D-galactose catabolic process via UDP-galactose, Leloir pathway. The coding region runs from base 1 to 1059 and encodes 352 amino acids. The transcript is spliced from 3 exons. Gene Ontology annotation, cellular component: cytoplasm.